Molecule: messenger RNA, 2733 nt
Organism: Onychostoma macrolepis
Lineage: Eukaryota; Metazoa; Chordata; Actinopteri; Cypriniformes; Cyprinidae
Gene: slc25a17
Product: solute carrier family 25 member 17
Exons: 9
Coding region: 160-1113 (317 amino acids)
Biological process (GO): transmembrane transport
Cellular component (GO): peroxisomal membrane
Molecular function (GO): AMP transmembrane transporter activity; FAD transmembrane transporter activity; NAD transmembrane transporter activity
Source: RefSeq, a predicted model, not a curated record
ACAAGCAUUUUCAUUGGCUAAAUCGGACCCGGAAGUGGACGUUCACAGGGAAAUCUCUUCUCAGGAGCUCUAUUACUCGGAAAUAAGCUAAUAAUCUUUUUUUUUAGCUAAAUAAAAUAAAGAAAGUCACUUUGCAAUUGCACCUUAGAGUUUCCGAGGAUGGGGUCUAAGGAUCUGAAACUCCUGGAUGUGUUUUCAUACGAGAGUCUCGUGCAUGCAGUCGCUGGUGCGAUGGGCAGUGUAACAGCAAUGACUGUUUUCUUUCCUCUUGACACAGCCCGGCUCAGGCUGCAAGUUGAUGACAAGCGGAAAGCCAAAUCUACCCCAGCCAUUCUGUCAGAGAUCAUCAAGGAGGAGGGUCUGUUAGCUCCAUAUAGAGGCUGGUUUCCAGUGAUCUGCAGCCUCUGUUGCUCAAACUUCGUCUACUUCUAUUGCUUCCAUAGUCUGAAGGCCACCUGGCUGCAAGGUCAGAGGUCAACACCAGGGCGAGACCUCAUAAUUGGCAUUGCUGCAGGUGUGGUGAAUGUUCUUGUGACCACUCCGCUCUGGGUAGUCAAUACCAGACUGAAACUGCAGGGGGCGAAAUUCAGAAAUGAAGACAUACAGCCCACACACUACAACGGAAUUAUUGAUGCGUUUGUACAGAUCAUGCAGCAUGAAGGAGUGGGCGCGUUAUGGAACGGGACGUUUCCCUCCCUGCUGCUGGUACUCAAUCCAGCUGUGCAGUUCAUGAUCUACGAGGGUCUGAAGAGGCAGCUCAUGAAGGGCGUCCACAGAGAGCUCUCCUCAGCGGAGGUGUUUCUUAUUGGAGCCAUUGCCAAGGCCGUUGCAACCACCAUAACCUACCCUCUACAGACAGUUCAGUCUGUUCUACGGUUUGGACAGCAUGGGCAGCCCACAGAUCAGUCUAAACUCCUGAACAGCCUGAGAUCUGUCAUGUAUCUGCUGAUCAAUAGAGUCAGGAAGUGGGGCGUGCUGGGUUUGUUUAAAGGCCUGGAGGCGAAGCUGCUUCAGACGGUCCUCACUGCCGCACUGAUGUUCAUACUGUAUGAGAAGAUCGCCAACACCACCUUCAGGCUCAUGGGGGUCAAACGCACAAUGACGGCCCACUGACCUCUCACAGGAUGCUAAUUAGCUCGCUGAUGUCAACUGAGUAUACCUGUGUUAUGGAAAAUGGUCAAUUGAUAUGUUUUUAUUUUUAAUUUUUUAUAAAUGAUCAAAAUAGACAGGAACAGUCAAAAAUUUUGACACACUUGACUCAGUUUGUGUUCUCUUGAUCUUUAAAACAUUUUGAUCUAUAGGCUUUGGUAAUUGAAAUAAAUAAAAUGUAAAUAUAAAUAUAAUAUAAAUAAGAAAAUAAAAUAUAAAUAUUAGGGGGAAAAUUAAAACGAAAAUUAGAAAUGUUGCUUUGGCAGCUAACUAAAGUAAAUAAUUAACUUGUAAGUACAAAAAUGACCAAAACUGAAAAAAAAAGAAGAAAAUAAAGCUACAUAGAAACCUAAAAAAAAAAUACACUAAUAUUGGAAUGAAGACUGAAAAUAUAAAACAGUAGCUAAUUUACAAUAUUAAUAAUGCUUUAUUAGUAUAUACAUUGUAGUAAAAUAACACUUCAUAGAUUACAAGGUUUACAGUAUAAACUAGAUAUCAAAUGUGGCUAUUUCAAGGAAGAUAAAAUAUGGAACAUUUUUGAUUUGUGAUCCCUUUUUUUUUUUUUUUUUUUUUUUUCAUUAUUUCAUAGUUUAAUGACUUUACUAUUAUUUGGAAAUUCUUAAGAAAACAGUAAAUGAAAGAGUAAGUGUGUCCAAACUUUUUGAUUGUGCAUUAAUAUAAAUAAUUUACAAUAGUACUGAAAUCAAACCCACUUAAAUAAUUAAUGCAAUAUGUACUAUUUAAUGCAAAAUUGCCUUAAUAGGUCAGUACCUUGGUCAGUAUUUCAUGUAGUUUUUUUUAAAGAAUAUUUCAUUUAAAAUAUGAACUGAUUUUGUUAAUGAAUCCCAAAAAAUCUGGACUUGUUUACAUAGUGUCAAAAAGAAAAUGAUGAAUGUGACGUGUCUGUUUUGUAAGAUCAUUGCUUUCAACAUUGGAACCUGAUCUUUGAUCAGCCUUCCUGCAAUUGAUACAGUUUACCGAAUGAAAACAACUUCCAGACUAGUUUUACUGGUUCUGUGUAGGUGAUACUUGAUUUUACUUGACAACACAAAGCCACUGAGAGUCUGAGACCGUAAUGAACCUUUAACCUAAAAAGUUUACAGUCUGGACAUAAAAAUAACUUUUUUUGUUCAAUCUUUCUUGAUAAGGGGAUGUAGAAUAACCAGUUAGUGAUUCAAUUUCACAAGAGUCAACACGUCUGAAUUGUGAAUGUUGCACACAGAAGGUUUAAGACACCGAGGCUCAAGUGCAUGCUUUAUGUACAGACUCAUGGGAAUCCAUUCUGAAAUUUAGGUAGUAAAAUAAUCUCUUUCAGCACUGAUGUUCACACUGUACUAGAGUGCAUACAGCUACAGUUAUGUAUGAAUGUAAAAUGUGGAUGUUUAUUAUUGAAUGUCAAUGAUUCUAUUAACAUUAAUUACAAUAUUUAUUAAUAAUCACACACCAAGGGUCAGUCGGAUGAUUCAAAAUAUAAAUAAUUUAGAUUAUUCAUUAAUGACUACUUACCAUAGAUUUUAUAAUUGGUGUCACAUAAAAGUUGUAUAAUAUGUUUCUACAAUAAAAUAAUUUAUCAAUGAUAAUGUG